Molecule: messenger RNA, 2320 nt
Organism: Owenia fusiformis
Lineage: Eukaryota; Metazoa; Annelida; Polychaeta; Sabellida; Oweniidae
Source: the annotation of a GenBank genome assembly
CACAAUGGCAGUUGCCCAAGGGAGAACAAUUCAUUGAAACAAAAGAUGUAUCAUAUAACGCUUGCAUUACUAUUGGCUUGCGUCGCGGCAAAACCUCUCGUUAAACGAGAACUAGAUGAUACACUGGGAUGGAGACCCCAAUAUGGAACUGCCAAAUAUCCGAAAUAUGUUGGACAAUGGCCGAAUGUCAACCAAGGUGACAUCUAUUGUAAAGAGACGACAGAUGAUUGCUAUUUGGCGAAGUGUACUGGGGAUCUUGAAAAGAAAAAGGGGUUUGCUAACUUCCCCGACAUUGAGGAUGAUAAUUGGUUGAAACUGCAGAAAGGAACAUUUCUGUACCCCAAAAAUCUCUGCAGUAAGGACAAACUGGUAAUUGGUGACAUCUUCAUUGAUGACAGUGGUGGUUAUUAUGAAGCCCAAACUAAUGGCUCAAAUAAUGACUAUAUCUUGACAAGGAAUAAAUGGAAGCAGAUCCACCCAGAGACAGAAUGGAUGUCACUGUUGAGGCCAAUGAUCGGGGACAGGAGGAUCGGCGAUAUUGUUAUUCCUGGGAGUCAUGAUGCCGGCACGUGGGGUAUAACUGCAGAAAGUGAACUAAUAAAUAAUAACCCUUUAUUCGAACUUGCAGAUCAAAUAGUUCCAGAUGUUGUCGCUAACUGGUCGAUCAAUCAAGAUCAGAAUUUCACCAUGCAGCUCCGAUCUGGCCUGAGAUACUUUGAUAUGCGAAUCGCUGCAGUGGACAAUGGAAUAUACAGAUGGUGGCAUGGGAAAGCUGGAACGGAGGUAGAACCAGGAUUGCAAGAAAUCGCCGACUUUGCUCGAGACAAUCGCAAUGAAAUUCUUCUUCUCGAGUUUGGACACUUUGCCCAGCGGGGAAUAGCGGGGACUGAUCCAAUCCCUGAAAAUCGGAAAGACGAGAUUAGCGACAUGAUGUUACGAAUCCUGAGUCCACAUUUGGUCGACUCGACCGCUGUUGACUCCAAUCCUACCAUCAAUGCUGUUCUUGCAACUGGAAAGAAUAUCAUAGCGAUGGUUAAAGAUGACUACAUUGUUGAAAAAUCAGAUUUGUUCUGGGAUUUUAGCAUUGUGCAUCAUUGGACAGGAGUCUCAAAUCCAGAAGAUCUGUUUGAACAACGUACUGGUUUGAUGAGAGAAUAUAGACAGAAUAAUCCCAAUGACAUAACAGGAAUCAGCGCAUGUGUAACCCCUAACACUAAUAUCGUCAUCGGUGGUGCGCUAAGACAUUCAGAACUUGAGCCUAUCUUCCGAGAGGUGUUAGAACUUAUAUUCGGCGACUCUGUCGUGGGAGUUCAACCAUCUGAUAUGAGUUUUGAAGGUCUACAAAAAAGCACUAUUGAAUUAGGCAACAAUGCUAAUGUCCUUGGUAUGAACGGGAGAGACCCUGAACGUUAUACACGCGUUGGUUCAGUACAUCAUCGAGGCCUCAAUGAACAAUUUGAGAACUGGCUGGCACGACCUGGUAUUUACAAAAACAACAUCAUCUACAUUGAUUCCUUUCAAUCCUCAACGUUGGUUCAAACAGCAAUCAAGGGCAACUUGGGGGAAAUUCCUCGUCAAGUCACUAUCGCUAACCAAGGAAAUCUUAGAGAUGGGUACCUCAGAUGGGAAGGAUUCAGAGCUCUCGACGGAGAUGAAGGUCAUAUAUGUGACACUACCACUACCUCAUAUAGCAUAGUCUCCCUUACAAGUGGAACACUUAAAGACGCAGUCCCUAUUCCAUCCCAAACCUCCCUCAACCUUCGCGAGGGAGAGUUUCCCAUUGACUCUGAUAUAGUAAUCAGUGUCACAGGUGCUGGUGCCAACGAUUGGUUCGAAUUGUACAGGGCAAACAUCAAUACGAUGGUUUUAGAGACACGCGAUCUCUUUAUCAGAGGUACAGAUUUAGGUGAUGGCGCAGGAUUUGCUUACAUUGAUGAUAAUUACGAUACGUUCGGUGAGGAUUGUGUUACGGAACCAAUUGGUGUUGUAAACAUUGUCAGGUGGUAAAAAUUACGCAGACUUUGUUUAAAAUAUUUCAAGGAUGUUACAGAUGUAAGAAAGGACAGACACCUGUUUGACACAGGGAAUUAGACUUAAAUAAAUCCCUAUUGGACUUUAACAGUCAUAUAUGCUGUAUAUAUCAGUGGUUUAUAGUGACCAUUGGCAGUCAUUUCCUUCAUUGUAAAUUCAAAUAACAUUAAAUAAACUAUAUAUUAAGAAGAUGAGUUGUGUUGUUAACAGAUUUUAUCCUAUGAUCUGUAAAAUGAAAUCAUCCAAUUCGUCAGUUCUUGUGCUGUACCAAUCUGUAUUGCUACUGAGA